This is a messenger RNA of Talaromyces stipitatus ATCC 10500, 3370 nucleotides long. RefSeq names its product mitochondrial translation optimization protein (Mto1), putative. The transcript has 6 exons. Gene Ontology annotation, molecular function: flavin adenine dinucleotide binding. The record is from RefSeq and is a predicted model, not a curated record. Gene Ontology annotation, cellular component: cytosol. NCBI's taxonomy places the organism in Eukaryota, Fungi, Ascomycota, Eurotiomycetes, Eurotiales, Trichocomaceae. Gene Ontology annotation, biological process: tRNA wobble uridine modification; tRNA methylation. Bases 1 to 3291 code for a protein of 1096 amino acids.
AUGGCAUUGCGGAUACGCUCUACAGUGCUGUCUCGUAUCAGCCAUCAUGCCAAUAAUAAUUUUAGGCUUGCAUGUCAAAAACGACUAUUAGCAACCUCUUCUGAUGCUCGACCAUACGAUGUCGUCGUCGUCGGUGGCGGCCACGCCGGCGCAGAAGCAUGCGCUGCCGCCGCCCGCUCCGGAGCCCGUACAGCCCUCGUAACUCCAUCACUAUCCAACAUCGGCGUCUGUUCCUGCAACCCCAGUUUCGGCGGUAUUGGCAAGGGGACCAUGAUGCGCGAAAUCGACGCCCUGGAUGGUGUUGCGGGGCGCAUAAUCGAUAAAGCCGGUGUUAUGUUUAGGAUUUUGAAUCGAUCAAAGGGGCCCGCAGUUUGGGGUCCUCGGGCGCAGAUUGAUCGGGAUUUAUAUCAGCGUUAUAUGCGGGAGGAGUUGGUUUCGACGAAGAAUUUGAGUAUUAUUGAGGCGAAAGUGGAGGAUAUUGUCGUUUCAAGGGAUGAUAAUGAGCAGAAUUCGCAUUCGGCUGGAAGGAUUGUGGGGAUUCGAUUGGAUUCGGGCCAGGUGAUCCCGACGAAUCGAGUAGUGAUUACUACUGGCACUUUCCUAGGAGGGGAGAUUCAUAUUGGUAUGGAGGCAUAUCCGUCAGGACGAAUGGGUGAAGCGGCGACACAUGGUCUCAGCAAGUCUUUACGACAAGCUGGUUUCCAGCUGGGUCGAUUAAAGACGGGGACACCGCCACGAUUGGAUAAGAAGUCGAUAGAUUUUUCGUCACUUGAGGUUCAACGUGGAGAUUCGCCUCCUAAUCCUUUUUCGUUUAUGAAUAAAACCGUGCAAGUGGGCGAUGAAGGGCAAUUGACGUGCUGGAUGACACAUACCAACGAAGCGACUCAUCAAGUUAUAAGGGACAAUCUGGAUAAAUCGAUACAUAUCCGGGAGACGGUCAAAGGACCCCGGUAUUGUCCGUCACUUGAAGCUAAGAUUAUCCGUUUCAAAAAUAAGACGCAACACCAGAUAUGGCUUGAGCCAGAGGGUUUCGCGCCGAAUGAAGUCAUCUACCCUAAUGGAAUAUCUAUGACAGUACCUGUGGAAGCGCAGGAAGCCAUGUUGCGGACAAUUCGCGGUCUGAAAAACGUGCACAUGCUCCAGCCUGCUUAUGGAGUGGAAUACGACUAUAUUGAUCCGCGUAACUUGAAACCGACACUAGAAACAAAACUCAUCGGUGGAUUGUAUCUGGCUGGCCAGAUCAACGGUACGACAGGUUACGAAGAGGCAGCUGGUCAGGGUAUUCUAGCCGGCACGAAUGCCGGUCUGGCUGCGCAGGGCAAGUCGCCUAUGGUGCUAACCCGGGCAGAUGGAUAUAUCGGCAUUAUGGUCGAUGAUCUGAUUACAAGGGGGGUCUCGGAACCAUAUCGUAUGUUUACAUCUCGCAGCGAAUUCCGAAUUUCAAGUCGCUCUGAUAACGCCGAUCUCCGUCUCACAGCCAUGGGUCGAGAAGCAUCUGUAGUCUCUGACGAGCGAUGGAAUCAUUUCAAUGACACCAAAUCGCAAAUAGAGGAACUUUCACGACUAUUGGAAAACACGAGAUACACCUCAAACCAAUGGUCGCGCAUGGGCUUCCAGACUCGAGUAGACACUUCUUACCGCAGUGGUCUCGACAUGCUUUGCGUCGAGGGUAUCAACAUCGACUCACUUAUCCCACAUAUUACCUCACCAAGUGGAACAACCUAUACAGCAGCAUCAUUUGACUCCGAAAUCAAGAAACGCGUAACUAUCGAAGCACAAUACGCCCCCUACGUCAAACGACAAUCCCUCAUGGCCGAGAAAUUCAGACGAGAGGAGCGCAUGCUUCUUCCGUCGAAUAUGGAUUAUUCGGCUGUUCAUGGAUUGAGUACGGAGGAACGACAGGCGUUGGAACGUGUUCGACCUGAGAAUAUUGGUAUGCUAAGACGGAUUGAAGGGAUUACGCCGUCGGGUGCGGUGAGGAUUAUGAUGUAUCUUCGCAAGGGGCGGCUGGUAAUCGAGGAUGAUGUUGUGAGAGAGAUGGCUUCUACUAGCAUAGCGCUGGUUGGCAGAUAUGUACAAUACAAUAAUCUUUCCAAGUCAUCCUAUCAGACAGGUACAUCCCUAGGUAGACGUGAGUACAACCUUGGGAAAUUCCCUUCGCUCCGCGUCAUUUGGCGCAACCUCCCCGCCAUGUCACGAUUAUUGCAAUCAUUGUCACGACAAUCUCCUCCCUUCAAGAAACGCAUACCCGGCGACUUUCUCCAAACGCAUACUCACACACCAUCGCUUCGGUCAAUAUCAUCAUCAAAAAAUCCUCCCUUCCCAACGAUAGCGACAUGCCCCGAUCCAACAUGUACAUGUGCGCCAACUCCGACGAUGCCCGAGGACCUACCGAUUGAUCAUUCACGACCACUCAAUGCGACCAUGGCGCCUUAUACGCAGCAGAUACUGAUCGCAACUGGACAGACGGAUUGGAGUAGUCGGAUUGAGGAUGAUGGCGCCGGCGCAAGCUGGGGUAGUCUUGUGCGUGGACUGAAAGAUAUGUUUCUUCGGGGCGGGAAAUAUGCUGACCCAUAUAAUAAUUUGGUGGUUACGAAUUCCUCUUUCAAGCCUACGUCGCAGGCUUCAUCUCCGUAUGCGUCGGCUUUUCUCUUCCCGGCUUUCAAAUACGUACCUAAAAUACCGAUUUCAGCAGUCUCCGAUGCCCACACUGAACCAAAUCUCGAGUCGUUUGCGCGCGCAUACUUGCUACCCCAGAAGCUUCACUCCGCGCAUGCGCACAUCACAGAGUCACAGCGACAACUACUGACGCGUUCACCGGAAUAUGCCUCUCAAUAUUUCCCCGAUGCACUAGAUAUCAAGCAGUCACCUACAAUACUGAUAUGUGGACAUGGUGGGCGAGAUAUGCGAUGUGGUAUUAUGAGGCCUGUCCUGCAAGCUGAAUUUGAGCGUGUAUUGCGGCGGAAAGGGUUUACUAUAAACAAUGAGGACGGAAAGAAUAAGAUCGAUGGACCGGCUCAUGCAAAUAUUGCGUCUAUCAGUCAUAUCGGCGGACACAAAUAUGCUGGUAAUGUGAUCAUGUAUAUCCCACCAGCCCUUAUGACAACAUCUUCGACAUCGAAUAAAACUGUAUCUGAUCCCAGCCCCCUGGCCGGUAAGGGAAUAUGGUACGGACGAGUCGAGCCUAAGCAUGUGGAAGGUCUUGUUGAGGAGACAAUCUUUAACGGAAGAGUUGUUGAAGAUCAUUUUCGUGGCGGGAUUGGCAUGGAUGGGGAGAUUUAUAGAUUGUAGAUAGGUGUUAUAGGUCUUGAAGACUCCAGUUAGAACCUAGCCAUUGUAUACCAAAUCAAUUCAUGAAAGUUUCCUCUCG